Candoia aspera is the source of this 4886-nucleotide messenger RNA. It is a transcript of the gene ADGRF5, whose product is annotated as adhesion G protein-coupled receptor F5. Lineage: Eukaryota; Metazoa; Chordata; Lepidosauria; Squamata; Candoiidae. The record is from RefSeq and is a predicted model, not a curated record. Gene Ontology annotation, molecular function: G protein-coupled receptor activity. Gene Ontology annotation, cellular component: cytoplasmic vesicle; membrane. Gene Ontology annotation, biological process: energy reserve metabolic process; regulation of lipid metabolic process; cell surface receptor signaling pathway. The transcript has 21 exons. The coding region runs from base 103 to 4125 and encodes 1340 amino acids.
CAAGGAUCACAGCACUGAACGGGAGAAGGGAUAUACAACCACCGCAGCUUUGUUUGGGAGAACUGCCCAGGGCAAACUGGCAGCAACCAAACACAGGAAAUAAUGCUGUUUUGGAGGAUAGCCAUGUUCAGCGCUCUCAUGAGGGUGCACACCUCUUCCCGGAUUUCGUGGGACUUCAGUUUGGGCUCCUUCAUCUACUCACCUAUUCACAGCAAGUGGGGCAAAACAGAGGACAACACCACACAACUAGACUUACACAGACAAAAGCGUCAGGACAUUUCACCAGAAUACACGAUUGCUGUUGAGAUAAACUUUGUAGAUGCCUUACUGCCGGAGGACCUCAGAAGGUUUUUCAAAAACCUUAGUCUCCCAGUUUUGGUAAACACCUCUGAUUCAUAUGUAAGCAUUUCACAUAUUAAUAUUACUACAGUGUGCAACUCAGCUGGCACUAAUAAUUCUCAUUGUUUCUGUGAACCUGAUUAUGGAUGGUCUGCCAAGAUCUGUGAAGCAUAUCCUGUCUGCCAUAAUACUACAAUUGCAGUGGGAAAGAGCUGCAACUGUAUUGCACAGCUCCCUCCUCAAGGGACCUUUUGUCAACUUCAGUCAGAAGAUAUUCCUUCAGUGCUCAUAACAAAAAUGUCCGUCCGACUUAAUAUACCCUUUGAGAAGGCUCUGUGGGAUUCGUCCUCUGUAUUGUUCAAACAAUAUAAACAUGAUCUCGAGAAGGCAUUUACUGAAGGCUAUUCAACCUUACCGGGUUUCAUAAAUGUAACAGUUACAGGAUUCAGGCCUGGAAGCACCAUGGUUGACUAUGAAGUAACCUCAGCAAGGCAAAUCCCACUUGAAAAUGCGCAUCCCCAAAUAGCAGCUGCCUUACACAACUACUACCAGUUAGCAGCUUCCACAUUUGUAAUAGAAAUCCUGGGUAAAGUAAACAUCUCUGUUUCUCCUGAACACAUUUUCGAGGGAGAUACAGUAAAAAUAGCCUGCACGACAGAAUCCAUUUCAAGAAAAGUGAUCUGGGGUUACAGUGACAUCAAGCGCGACCAUCUCACUGUGACAGAAGUGGUUAAAGAGGGAAGCAAGAUAGCAACCCUGAUAAUAACAGACAUCAGGCUGAAUGAAGCAGGUAAUUUUAGUUGCAAUUUUGAAGAUGACUCAAAGAAAUUGUCCUCAAUAUACAGAGGUGAAGUUAAUAUAGUGGUCUCUCAAAUUAAACUUGUGCCAUCAGAAAAUGUUUUUAUUGUCUGUAAUGGUAGAGACAGAAAAAAACUGAGCUGCUGCACAGAUAGAGAUAUACAACUUUUCUCUCCUUAUUGGAGACCCAGUGGAGCAAUAAAUAUUUCAGGAAGCAUUACUUCUGUGAACAACUGUACCACCUACCUGCUACAGGCUAGUGAAUCUCAGUGCCCAGCAGACAAGUCUGGGACCAGCACCGAUUACACAUGCGAGCUGAAUACUACCUAUGGCGCCCGCGCCAAUAAAAAAAUCAAAGUGACAUAUUUUCGUGAGGCAAAAGUAACCGUUUCUAGUUCAAAGGAAAUUGUUUCCGAGGGAGACACUUUCUUUUUAAUGUGCCAGAGUGAUGUAAGCAAUUUCGAUGAAGUCUUUUGGAAAAUUCAAAAUGGAAAGACUGCUAAGAAGGUAGACAAUAUGUGGUACCACACCACAAAGUACUUCACAGGUGCCACAUCUGUGCUGACUGUACCCAGUGCAAACCAGGAUUGGACUGGCAUCUAUAUAUGCACCUUUUCCCAAAGAUUUUUGACCAGCUCUGGAAACACAAUGAUUAAAGUUAUUCCUUUGCUCCGGGGACAAGAGAUCAUAAGAGAUCCCAUAGAGACAAUAAUUUCUUGUCCAGCAACAAGAAUAAUUCUGGAAUGCUGUACAAGCCGGAUGGAAAACUACACUGUUUUUUUUUUCUCUCAUGAUCACGAUAUGCCUUUAUACUUUAUGGCAGGAAGAAGAAAAAAAUAUAAUCUCAAUUGCUACUAUUACGUACAAAAUUUCACAGAUGUUCACUGCAAUUCCAAAGGACAUACUCUGCGGGUGCAUUGUAUGUUUAUGAAUCAAAUCAAUCAUAAUGUGACAAGUCCAGCUAUGGUUCUAAAUUUUAUACCAGCAAAGAAUGUGAUAUGCAAUUCCUUGGACAUUGGUGUGGGAGCAAAUGAAGCACAGAUCAUAAAGCCUUGCUUAAAUUUCCAUGGGACAAAUACUUCUGUCAGAGGAAACAUCACCUAUAAAUGUGACCAAACAAAAUGGACUGUUCAUAGAAACAGCUGCCUGGCUGGUCCCAUUGAUAACAUUUUGAAUUCUGCUGAGUCUUUGGCCUCCAGUCCAGAGUCACAGAAGAAGUUGCCAACAUUCCUUGAACAACUGGACAAAAUCACCAAGGAGGAACAGGAUGAAAUAAGCAAUUCUGCUGCAAACCUAAAUGCUGUCCUUGAAACCUUGACUUUGGUAUCAGUCAUUCCAGUAGAGGCAAAUGAAGAGAAUAUGGCAAACUUUGCAUCUACUGUAGAAACCAUUAUCGCCAGUCGAACAGAAACUUGGAAGCGUGCAAACAAUGGGAGCUCUCAAUUACUUGCUUCAGUAGAACAAUUUUUAGGAUCUCUCCAACCUAUUAACCAGACUGUUCCUUCCAUCAUACAUGACAGCCUUCAAAUCAAAGGAACUGUUCUUGGCAAAAGCAAUAUUUCCAUUUAUAACAGCAGCUUUGUUUUUCUCCAGUCUGCAGGUCUCAAGGGUGGCGUGCUUAUUGAUGGCACAAAAUUUGAUAUUGAGAAAUCAGUCACUAUAGUCAGUGUGGCUUAUUCAACAAUUGAACAUAUCAUCCCACAGUAUAGAGAGGAAAUAAUAAAUAGUUUGGUAAUGGCAACAGUAAUAAAACCCCAAAUAAAUGAGGAUUUCCAGAUCAAAAUGACUUUUGCAAAGCGUGAAAGGGCCAUGAAAAAUCCACAGUGUGUCUUCUGGAAUUUCAGUUUGGCAGAAGGAGGAGACUGGGAUGACACAGGCUGUGAAACCAAGGAUGAUGGGGACAGUGUCAUUUGCUCUUGCAAUCACACAACUUCAUUUGCCAUGCUGAUGUCUCCCCACCAGGAAAACUCACUGGAUGAACUGACUUACAUCACUUACAUUGGCCUGAGUCUCUCUAUACUGAGCCUGGUGGCUUGCAUUGGAAUAGAACUGCUUGUGUGGAAAUCAGUCACCAAAACAAGAAUUGCAUACAUGCGCCAUGUUUGUAUUCUGAACAUUGCAGUUUCUCUCUUAAUUGCAGACAUCUGCUUCAUUGUUGUUGCUGCAAUGCAUGACCAAAAUUAUGCAGUGGAAGGGAAUCUCUGCAUAGUAGCAACUUUUUUCAUUCACUACUUCUUCCUCUGUGUCUUCUUUUGGAUGCUCACUUUGGGACUUAUGCUCUUCUACCACUUGGUCUUCCUUCUACACAAUGCAAGCAAGACCAUCAUGAAAACCAUAGGCUUCUGCUUGGGAUACAUCUGUCCUCUAGUAAUAUCAGCCAUCACAAUAGGUAGCACUCUUCCAUAUUCCUCUUACACAAGGAAAAAGCUCUGCUUUCUCAACUGGGAGGAAAGCAAAGCCCUCUUGGCCUUAGUGAUUCCUGCCAUGAUAAUUGUUGCUAUUAAUGCUAUUGUUACCAUUGUAGUUAUAGCAAAAAUAUCAAGGCGUUCAAUUGGGGAAAAGUCCAUAAAUGAAGAAAGGAGUGCUUUGUAUCGAAUUGCCAAGAGCAUUGGUGUACUGACACCGCUGUUAGGUCUUACUUGGGGAUUUGGACUGGCCACCGUUGUUCCAGGAAGCCCAACUAUAUUCCACACGUUAUUUACCAUUUUCAAUGCCUUUCAGGGAUUAUUCAUUCUGUUGGGUGGAACUCUCUGGGACAGGAAGGUACGAGAAGCUAUGCUGAAUAAAUAUUCUUUGUCCAGGUGGAGUUCACAACACUCAAAGUCAAUAUCCCAAGGUAUGUCAGCUCCUAUGCUCUCCAUCAAUUCACCUUUUUCAAGGACUUUAAAUAAUUUGUUUGGCAAAGCAGGAAAAUACCAAGUCUCUUCUACAGAAUCAUCAGCUGUAUCUUCUGAAAACACGUCAAAGGCAUAUUCUUUACUGACAUGAGCUCAUAAAUACCUGCAUAUCUGAAAGAGCUCAAAUAUUUUUCCGGGUCAAGUAGUAGCUGCAGAAUAAAUAGUGAAUGAUAGAAUAUUGACUUUACAGAUUGUGGAAAGGAAGUGGCAUUUUAGUUAACAAAUUGUUUUUUUCAGCGUGCCACGUGGUGAACAGAAGAAUAACUGAAAUCUUUAAAACUGGACAUUCAGUGACACGGGCUCUAAUGCUGUUUUACAGCAUUAUUUAUUUUACAGUAUCUUUCAGCGUAGUCAUGUUUGUCCCAAUCCAGUGAUAAAAAUGGACCAGUGGUGGGGAAGACACAUCACAGCCAAGAGCAAAAUACGCAUCCAAAAGGUUACGUGCGCUCAUGUAAAUUUUACUUGCUGGAUGGGAGCGUCUGUUUAUUGUUUUCCUGAAAGUGAAGAAAUUGCUAGUUGGUCAGUUCAGAAGUAAAUGUCAUAAUUUUCAGUGGCUCUUUUCAUUCCCUGGUGCAUCCUUUUCCAGGGCAAAAUUCAAUACGAACUAGGAAGAGCCCCACUGAAUUUAGCAAGACUGGCUUCUGAGUUAGAGCAAUGGAAUUGCACUGAUCACCUUGUAAAUAAACUGGAACAUUUGUGCUGUCAGCCUCUACAGAAACAGAAGCACUUUAUUUUUGUCUUAUAGAAACAUUUCUAGUUCUGUGACUUGUUUUACUAGGGGACAAACAAAGGGGAAUUUUCUAUGUAAAUAUAUAUUUAUGAGAAUACUUAAUAAAACAUGCUUGCCCAGAA